Messenger RNA from Rattus norvegicus (Norway rat), 6117 nucleotides. The record is from RefSeq and is a predicted model, not a curated record. NCBI's taxonomy places the organism in Eukaryota, Metazoa, Chordata, Mammalia, Rodentia, Muridae.
UUUCCUCUUUUUUAGCCUCCAAAGCUCUGAGAGAUUACAGUUCUGCAUAAUUUAAUUCUUUCCUGCCUGCUAUGAGCAGGCCUCCAGAUCAGCAAGUUCCUUUGGAAUGGUUUUGCUUGUUUUCGUUUAUUUUCCAUGGUGCUGAUGAGAAAGCCAAGAAUUGUUUUGUGAAUUUUAAAUUUCAAGGGGUGACAUCCAGAGUUUAUGGUGGUUUCCUUCAAACACUGCAGUGUAGUUGCAGCAUAAAAAAAUGCUUCUUGUGACAAGAAGUGGAAAAAGAAAGUUGAUGAGCUAAGAAAAGUAGAGCCUGGAUACAGAUUAACUAUUUGGCUUCCUCAAAUAUGGAGCAAGCAUGGAAUGUGGCUUUUUCAGAAUCGAGGGGUUUUUAGGGUUGGGCAGUGAAUGCUGUCUGGUGCUAACCAGUCCCUUUUGUGACUGACAACCCUUAGGAGAAGGUCAGAAUGUGCCAACAGCACAGAGUUGGCACUGGUGGUGUUUGAACUCAGAAGUGCUCAGGAACUGUGAAAGUUUCUCUGUUAUCACCCUGGAGCCAUCUAGUGAAAUAGACCACUGUGAUGCUGUGUAAGAGGCCAUUGUGAGGGCUGGAGAGAUGGCUCAGUGGGUAAGAGCACCAAGUGUUCUUCCAGAGGUCCUGAGUUCAAAUGCCAGCAACCACAUGAUGGCUCACAACCAUCUGUAAGGAAUACUGAUGCCCUCUUCUGGUGUGUCUGAAGACAGCUGCAUUGUCUCACAUAUAAAUAAAUAAAUCUUACAAAAGAUUGUCAUCUACUGCACUUUCUAUGUGGACAGGGCACAGUUGAAGGGCUUAAAGAUCAAGUACAUUGCCUGUCUUUAAAGAUCAAGUGUAUCACCUAACUUUUAAACCAAGAAAUGUAGUGUCUUUUUUGCUGCUUCUGUACCUUUUAAUGAUGUAUCUUUUCUCCUAUAACAUCAUUUGUUUCCAUAAUAGUUGUUUUCAAGUGUAUAUGAUCAUUGAUCCUAUUUGCAGAGCUAUUCAAUAUUUCUGUUUUCAUUGGUUAAAUAUCUGUGGUGAAUUUGCAUUGUGAUAUCAGUAAAAUGCUAUGUGAAAAUUUUAGAGAAUAUACCGGUUUGGGUAAUUGUAAUAACCUUUCCCCUCAAGUGGUGGCCUGUUUACACAUUAAAAAGACUGGAAUGUUUUACCAUCCAUAGCAGGAUUGAUAGGGAAGCACAAUGGACAGCAACAGUGUUGUUCCCUUUGACAGUUUUGAGAGCCAAUAAUGAAGUGUGAGUUGCCUAUUUGUGUCUUACAAAAUCAAGGCUUAGUGUCAUUACUGUAGGAGCCCAUGGAAAAAAUGAUGAGUUUUUCAGAAAUCACGAGUUAAAGAAAUGGUGGUAUUGCUUAUAUUUAACUCUGAGUUUCAAAAUUAUGUUUCAUUUUUCUUUAUUCCUUAAUGAAGCUUUUUAUUAAGUUUUUUAUUCACCAUUACACCCUUAGAUACACAGUGCUAGGAUCGUAGUAGGUGCUCAAUAAAUCACUGACCAUCGGGGAGGAGGAAUGAUAAGAAAGUAUGUAUUUUCUAUAAGUUCUGUUAGUUUCAGGAACAAGGGGUUUUAGGCUUACCAGUUAUAGAAACAGAGAGAGCACUACCAAAUUCCUUCUAUGAAGCCACAAUUAUUCACAAAUUAUUCACAAAUUAUUCACAAAGCCACACAAAGAUACAACAAAGAAAGAGUAAUUCAGACCUAUUUGAUUUAUGAAUAUUGAUGCAAAAUUCUUGCAAACUGAAUCCAAGAACACAUCCAAACAAUCAUCCAUCAUGAUCAAGUAGGAUUCAUGGCAAGGCUGCAGGGAUGGUUUAAUAUACAGAAAUCCAUGAACGAAAUUCACCGUAUAAACAAACUCAAAGGAAAAAAAACACAUGAUCACUUCAUUAGAUGCUGAGAAAUCAUUUGACAAAAUUCAAUACCCUUUCAUUAAUAAAGUCCUGGAAAGAUCAGGAAUUCAAGGCCCAUAUCUAAAUAUAGGAAAAUGCAAAAUACAUCAAACCAGUAGGUAUCAUCAAACUAAACUGAGAAAAUUGAAGGAAUCCCACUAAAAUCAGGGACUAGACAAGGCUGCCCACUCUUUCCCUACUUUUUCAAUAUGGUACUUAAGGUCCUAGCCAUAGCAAUCAAACAAUGAUAGUAGGUCAAAGCGAUAAAAAUUAGAAGGGAUGAAGUCAAAAUAGUAAUAUUUGAAGAUGAUAUGAUAGUCUACUUAAGCAACACCAAAAUUCCACCAGAGAACUACUUAACCUGAUCAACAACUUCAGCAAACUGGCCGAGUAUAAAAUUAACUCAAACAAUUCAGUAGCCUUCCUCUACUCAAAGGGUAAACAGGCUGAGAAAGAAAUUAAGGAAAUGACAUCCUUCACAAUAGUCCCAAAUAAUAUAAAAUAACUUGCUGUUACUUGAACCAAGCAAGUAAAAAAUCUGUAUGACAAGAACUUCAAAUCUCUGAAGAAAUUGUAGAAGAUCUCAGAAGAUGGAAAGAUCUCCCAUGCUCAUAGAUUGGCAGGAUGAAUAUGGUAAAAAAUGGCCAUUUUGCAAAAAGCAAUCUACAGAUUCAAUGCCAUCACCAUCAGUAUUCCUACUCAAUUCUUUAUAAAGUGCAAUUUGCCGUCAUUUGGUAUAACAUAAAACCCAGGACAGCAAAACUAUACUCAACAAUAAAAGACCUUCUGGGGGAAUCACCAUCUCUGACCUCAAGCAGUAUUACAGAGCAAUAGUCUGUAUGGUAUUGGCAUACAAACAGGCAGAUCAGUGGAACAUAAUUGAAGACACAGAAAUGAACCCACACACCUAUGGUCAUUUGAUCUUUGACAAAGGAGUUAAAACAUCCAAUGGAAGAAAGAUAGCAGUUUUAACAAAUAGUUCAACUGGAGGUCAGCAAGUAGAAGCAUGCAAGUUGACCAAUUCUUAUUACCCUGUACAAAGCUUAAGUCCAAGUGGAUCAAGGGCCUCCACAUCAAACCAGAUACACUAAAAUUAAUAGAAAAAAUGUAGGGAAGAGUCUCGAAGACAUGAGCACUAAGGAAAUUUCCUAAACAAAACACCAAUAGCUUAUGCUUUAAGAUCAAGAAUCGACAAAUGGGGGAACCUCAUAAAACUGAAAAGCUUCUGUAAGGCAAAGGACAGUGUCAUUCAGACAAAAAGGCAACCAACAGAUUGGGAAAGAAUCUUUCCCAAUCCUGCAUCUGAUGGAGGGCUAAUAUCCAAAGUAUACACAAAACACAAGAAGUUAGAGUACAGAGAGCCAAACACCCCUGUUAAUAAAUGGGGUAAGGAGCUAAAGCAAACAUUCUCAGCUGAGGAAUAUCGAACAGCUGAAAAGCACCUAAAGAAAUGCUCAACAUCCUUAGUCAUCUGGGAAAUGCAAAUCAAAACAACCCUAAGAAUUCACCUCAGACCAGUCAGGAUGGCUAAGAUCAAAAACUCAGGCGACAACAGAGGCUGGCGAGGAUGUGGAGAAAGAGGAACACUCGUCCAUUGUUGCUGGGAUGGCAAACUGGUACAAGCACUCUGGAAAUCAGUCUGAAGGUUCCUCAGAAAAUUGGACAUUCCACUACCUGAGCACACAGGUAUACCUGUCCUGGGCAUGUACCCAAAAGAUUCUCCAACAUACAACAACACACAUGCUGCACUAAGUUCAUAGCAGCCUUAUUCAUAAUAGCCAGAAGCUGGAAUGAACCCAGAUGCCCUUCAACAGAGGAAUUGAUUUGAAAAAUGUGGUACAUCUACACAAUGGAGCACCACUCAGCUAUCAAAAACAAUGACUACGUUCAAUUCAUAGGCAAAUGGAAAGAACUAGAAAAUAUCAUACACAGUGAGGUAAUCCAAUCACAGAAAAACACACUUGGUAUGCUAUUGGGAGCGAUGGCCUUGAAGCCCUCCAUUAUUGAUGUUAUUAUUAUGGUUAGCAUUAAGUAUGACUGGGUUCAUGGAAAAUCCCCAGCCAGCUGCAGAAGACUAAUACAAAUGUGGUGGUCAAUAUGAAUAACCAUAUGAUAACGUGUGACGUUAAGAUACCCAAUGUCAUGACCUGUAACCUUUCUGAAAAACCAACAUCCUGCUUUCUAAUAGAUAUGACAAACCUGUGACCUUUCUGACAUCCUGUCACCAUCAGCCGAUUCCCUGACCACAUGAAUAUUGUGUCCUUGGAUUGCGUAAAUGUGUCUUAAUUCCCUCCUCUCUCUGUUACCCUUUUUAUGGUACAAAUUCAGCCUUGGGGAAAAAUAAAAUUGUCGCCUUGAUCAGACUCUUGUCUUGGAGUCCUUCUUCACAACUCUUGUCCCCCUUUCUCUUCCAGGUACUCAGCACCCCUCAUUGACAGUAUGCACUCAUUGAUAAGUGGAUAUUGACCAAAACCUCAAAUUACCCAAUGCAAUCUGCAGAUCUCAGGAAACUCAAGAAAAGGAUGACCAAAGUGCAGAUGCCCCCACUCCUUCUUAAAAUGGGGAACAAAAAUAUCCAUAAGAGGGGAUAUGGAGGCCAAAUCUAAAGCAGAGACUGAAGGAACAGCCAUUCAGAGCCUGCCCCACAUGUGGCCCAUAUAUAUACAGCCACCAAAACUAGGUUUUGGUAGGAAGGCAUCAUCCCAAAAUGUCAUCAGUAAGCAAGAGGAGUGUUUAAAGGAACUGGAGGAACUCAAAUUUGAAAUCCAGAAGUGUCAAUUCGAGAGGGAUGAAUUUUAUCAAAUCCUGGACCUUUAUAUCUAUGAUGAUUGGGACCACAGGCUGGAUGUCGAAUUGCCAAUACUUCAAUCCGAACAUGAGAUGAGAAUGAUGGCUAUGCAAAUGAUGACCAGUUCAAUAAGUGAGGCCAUGGAGAGGUACAAGGAGCUCAUACAAGUGAACAGUUCCUACCGCAUCAGGAACUCCCAGCUUCUGCGUGAGCAAACUCAAUUGAAGAACAAUAUACAGAUUUUGCUGAAUGAGAAGAGAGAACUGCUGGUGGAGCAGACUGAACAGCCAGCAUCCUCUGUGGAGGCAAAGAGGCUCUGUGAAGAGGCCGGAAUGAACAUCUGUGUCCCCAGUGCAAAGGAACAGCAGGUCUGAAAUUCUCCAGGAGAAACUCGAACAAGACACAAACCAGGGCAAGAUCUCCCUUGGAGAGAAGUGCUACAGGAGGAGAACUAAGUGUGCACAGCAAAUACACCACUAUUGCAUCUCAUCUGUAAUGUCCAUAGCAAUUGUGGACUGCAUUUUCCUCCUUUAGUUUUAUUUCUUUGGAUUGAAUAGGCCGUACUUUCACCUCCCCACCCUCCAGCAAGUGUAAACUUUUGGAGGGACUCAGAGAAGUGCUGAUGCACAUCAAUCAAGAGGUGCUGGUCAUCCAGAAAGACUGUGCACGUGUAAAUGUGUACUUGUCCUGGUGGGUCAUCCAGAAGAGUUUCAUGGAGAUCAGUUCACAACAUUGGAAAGACUUUGAGAUAAAGUCUGUAAUAUCAUUUCUACUCAGUAUUGGAUGGCUUUGUUCUUAAUACCCCCACUCCAACAAAACAGACCUACUUCCACUCCUCUUGAAAAGAUUAUUACCAUCAGUAACUGCUUGUCUACUGUGUCUCCAAGGAAAGACACAGGCUAUAAAUCUAUUCUGCAGAAGGAGCAGCAAAAAAUGCUUAGCGCAAUUCCUCUAUUUAAAGUGUGGCUGAGUUUUGAUUAUUUUGGUUAUUUGGUUUUCCUCCUAUUCAUUUGAAGUUUUGUUAUUUAUGUGUUGUUGUUUUGUUCAUUUGGUUUUCUAUUUUGAUAAGGAUAUAGACUGUAUAUAUUGACUACCUGCAUCUGGUUACUAUCAUGUAAAUUGGAUGUAUCCUGGUGAAAAAAAAGAGUAAUCUCAAACUCUUCACUCUUAAGAACCUUCUUUAUUGAUCAUUAGUGUCAACAUCUGAAGUCCCACAGCUAUCAGGGAGGGAUGGAUCUCUGCAUUCUCAUGGGGACUGGGCAUCAAAAUCACUUCCCAGUCAGACUGAGAUUCAAAGGCAAUUAUACAGUCACUGUUCACUGUGUUCCAAACUCUGUGAAUUUCAACUUCAUAUUGCAUAUAUUACCCACUGUGUAUGCUUACUGUCAAAUAUAUAGUUACCUCUAAAUUAUA